UUUGUCAUAAUUACAAUGAAUUCGACUUUUAAAGUAGGCAUAAUUGGAGGCACAGGAUUUAUAAAAGAUUCUGAUAUUAUGACAGAAACCAAAGAAGUAAAUGUUGCUACUACCCCUUUUGGAAAUCCUUCUGAUAUAUUGCUUGAAGGAAAUAUUAAUGGUGUUUCUUGUGUUAUACUCUCGCGACAUGGACGUAGUCAUUAUAUUAGUCCAACAAAUGUUAAUUAUCGAGCUAAUAUUUGGGCGCUUAAAAAGGCGGGCGUUUCUGUAAUAAUUGCUGUGACUGCUUGUGGAUCACUUCGAGAAGAAUUAGCCCCCGGACAUUUUGCCGUUUUGGAUUCUUUUAUUGACAGGCUUAACAACAAAACGUUCACAAACAUUCUAUGAUG
Meloidogyne enterolobii is the source of this 389-nucleotide messenger RNA. NCBI's taxonomy places the organism in Eukaryota, Metazoa, Nematoda, Chromadorea, Rhabditida, Meloidogynidae. The record is from the annotation of a GenBank genome assembly.